CCCGCGCCUCGAUCUAGGGCAUAUCUGGCCGGCGCGCGGCCAUAAGAACCGCCCUGGGCCGCCUAGAUAGCUCGAUCGAUCGUAUUCGUGUGUGCGUGUGCAUCGAUCCAUCUCCGACGAUCAUAGGAUCGGAGGUAGCAGAUCGAUCGAUCGAUCGAGAGCACAUCACUGCGCUAGGUCGUAGCAGCGCCAUGGCUAGCAGUACUCUUGUCAAUAAGUGCGUGGUGGUGGUGGUGGCCGUGGCGGCGUUCCUGCUGGCGCUGUCGUCGUGCGGCGUGGCGUCGGCGGCGGCGGCGGCGGGGAGGAAGACGACGUUUUUGAAGCCCGGUGCCAAGCCUCCGCCCAACUCCAAGUUCUUCACCCUGACACCCGGACGGUUCGGCCACAAGCGCGACUACCAGGCCGCCUGCUCCGACGAGCGUGGUCGCCCGGCGUGCUACGUCGGAUGCCCAAAGGACUGCCGCAACAAAUGCCUCGUCUUCUGCUCCUACUGCCUCAGCUUCUGCAUGUGUGACAUCUUCCCUGGCACCUCCUGCGGCGACCCUCGCUUCACCGGCGGCGACGGCAACACCUUCUACUUCCACGGCAAAAAGGACCAGGACUUCUGCAUCGUCACCGACGCCGACCUCCACAUCAACGCGCACUUCAUCGGCAACCACAACCCGGCCCUCAACCGCGACUUCACCUGGGUGCAGGCGCUGGGCGUCACCUUCCGCGGCGGCGGCGGCGACCACCACCGGCUCUACGUCGGUGCACGCAGGGCCGUCGAGUGGGACGAGGAGGAGGACCACAUCCAGGUCACCUUGGACGGCGAGCCCGUCGACGUGGACGCCGUCCGGAACGCGCGCUGGGCGUCCAGGGCCGUCCCCGGGCUCUCCGUGACGCGCAUGGACAGCGUCAACACCGUCAUGGUGGAGCUGGACGGCGUCUUCGCCAUCUCGGCCAACGCCGUGCCCAUCACCGACGGUGACGACCGGAUCCACAAGUACGGCAAGACGGGCAGCGACAGCCUGGUGCACCUCGACCUCGCCUUCCAGUUCCGUAACCUCACCAACGACGUCCACGGCGUGCUGGGCCAGACCUACCGCCCGGGCUACGUCACCAAACUCGACAUCGCCGCCAAGAUGCCCGUCAUGGGCGGCGCGCCCAACUAUCUGUCCGCCGCCGGUCUCUUCUCCACCGACUGCGCCGUCUCCCGGUUCCACCACCACCACCACCGCAGCGCCGCCGCCGGAGCUCGUGUCAUCACCACGUUCGCCUCCUAAUUAAUCAGUUCUCGAUCUCCAAAAUAAACUAACAUAUAUUAUACUUGGCACGAUCGACAUUCAUAUCAUAUCAUCACCGAUCAAUGCAUGCAUGCAUGACAUCAAGAAAUAAGUUAACAAUUAGCAAUAUCGACCACCAUUAUAUAUAUAUGUUGCGUACGUACGUACGUACAGUAGGCUCAACAUAUAUAUAGUACGUACGUACAACGGAACGAUUGGAUGACCAUGCAUGCAUGCUAGUGCGAUACAUACCAGCUACCGCCCGCAUCUCAUCGUACGUAAAUGGAAGAAAUAAUAAUUAAGUUAUUGUU
Sorghum bicolor (sorghum) is the source of this 1576-nucleotide messenger RNA. RefSeq lists its product as uncharacterized. The record is from RefSeq and is a predicted model, not a curated record. Lineage: Eukaryota; Viridiplantae; Streptophyta; Magnoliopsida; Poales; Poaceae. Bases 192 to 1265 code for a protein of 357 amino acids. The transcript is spliced from 2 exons.